Messenger RNA from Lemur catta (Ring-tailed lemur), 369 nucleotides. It is a transcript of the gene P3R3URF, whose product is annotated as PIK3R3 upstream open reading frame. The record is from RefSeq and is a predicted model, not a curated record. The transcript is spliced from 2 exons. Bases 1 to 288 code for a protein of 95 amino acids. NCBI's taxonomy places the organism in Eukaryota, Metazoa, Chordata, Mammalia, Primates, Lemuridae.
AUGGGGCCCUCUUCGCUUGUCCGUGUCCCCAGGACCCGGGGCAUGAGUUCCCCCCACCGCAGGCCAGGUAUGGGCUGGCCCAGGCCCCGGUUUCCCAGGAUGUUUAAGCGCAGCCGCAGAAGGUACCAGCUGAAACCUCAAGGCCCAACUGCCACCAGUGCAGCCACCAAUCUUGCCACCAUGGUCACGGAUAUCAACAACACCCACACUGCCACCACCAGGGUGUGGAUCUUCCCAUCUCAAGUUCUCAGACAACUCUUUCAACCUGGGAGCCUUCUGAUCCUCUAGGAAGGCACGGAAACUAGCCCAGAACCUUGGCUUGUUCUGGACCUGCAUCUCCUAGGGGCCGUAGUGGUGAACAACAGACAA